AUGCAUCUUCUGCCUUCGUCGUCUUCUCCACUCACUGCAUGCCUCUCCGGCUCUCACGGUCGCUCCCACUUCCAGCGAAAGAGAUUCUCGGUUUGCGCUCUCAAGAACGAUGACGGCGGCAGCAGGCUCGUGGACGGGAACAUGGUGACUCUGCGGAGGAGGAUUCACGAAAGGAGGAUGGCGGAGAACUACAGCGACAGAGUUAACGAGGCCCCGGGGGAUUGGAUGGAGUGGGAGCGACGCUACUACAAGAGAUAUGGAUCGGACGUGUCGGAGUUUAUGGGGAUGGCGCAGGCGGCGUUGAUGAACGCUCGGCCCAGCGUCGGGCUGGCGACCGUGGCGGUGGCCGGGCUGAGCAUGCCGCCGGCGGCGGCGUUGUUUCUGCUGCUGUUGUUCUCGAUGCAUUGAGUGCGUGUAACGUGUUGGAAGGAAUCUCUGUCAACCUCGACAUAAUCGAUUAUUAUUUGAUU
Zingiber officinale is the source of this 470-nucleotide messenger RNA. RefSeq lists its product as uncharacterized. The record is from RefSeq and is a predicted model, not a curated record. The coding region runs from base 1 to 408 and encodes 135 amino acids. The transcript has a single exon. Lineage: Eukaryota; Viridiplantae; Streptophyta; Magnoliopsida; Zingiberales; Zingiberaceae.